This is a messenger RNA of Candidozyma auris, 1899 nucleotides long. RefSeq names its product glycerol kinase (gene GUT1). The coding region runs from base 1 to 1899 and encodes 632 amino acids. NCBI's taxonomy places the organism in Eukaryota, Fungi, Ascomycota, Pichiomycetes, Serinales, Metschnikowiaceae. The record is from RefSeq and is a predicted model, not a curated record. Gene Ontology annotation, biological process: triglyceride metabolic process; glycerol metabolic process; glycerol-3-phosphate biosynthetic process. The transcript has a single exon. Gene Ontology annotation, molecular function: glycerol kinase activity. Gene Ontology annotation, cellular component: mitochondrion.
AUGCCCCGUCGCUCGUCCAACGCCCCCCUGAACCCCGUCGUGGCCACCAUCGAUAUCGGCACCACGUCAGCCAGAUGCAUUCUUUUCGCCAAAGACGGCACCGAGGUGGCCAAACACCAGAUCGAGUACUCGACGUCAGCGUCCGAGGCUCCAGAAACGUCACUGAACACCGACCAGUACCGUAGAAGGUCGUCGCUUAUGCGCCACAACGAGCCCAUUUUCACUGCCGAGGGUGUGGCGAUUCUGAUCACCGAUAACGUGGAGAUCGAGAACAACGCUGCUUCUUUGGGCCCCACGCUUCGUUUUCCCCAGCCCGGCUGGGUCGAGUGCAUGCCCGUGCACAUCUUGGCCAACGCCGUCGAGUGUCUUGUGGCUUGUCUUAUCACGUUGCGUAAGAUCAACCAGAAUCCAGACAUCAAGAUCAAGUACAAGGUCAAGUGCAUUGGCAUAGCCAACAUGAGAGAAACCACGCUUAUAUGGCACCGGAAAACAGGUAAGCCGUUGUGCAACGGUAUCACCUGGACAGAUACCAGAACAGCCCAGAUUGUCGAGCAUUUGGAGCACAUGACAGAUAAGGAGACCAAAGAUGCCUUGCAUCUGAAAACAGGGUUGCCCUUGUCGACGUAUUUCAGUGCUGCUAAAGUUCGUUGGCUCUUGGACAACGACGACCAGAUCAGAGAAGAGUACGAGUCUGGCGAGGGCAACUUGAUGUUUGGGACGGUCGACACCUGGCUCAUCUACCAUUUGACCAAGGAGAGGUCGUACGUGACCGACGUGACCAACGCCCUGAGAACGUCGUUUAUGAACUUGGAGACGCACGACUACGACGACGAGUUGUUUGAAUUUUGGGGAAUCGACCGUGACAAGAUCCAUUUCCCCAAGAUUGUGUCUUCUUCUGAACACUACGGUUCUUUUGCCGCUCCAAACUUAUCCCACUUGGGUUUCCACAACAAGAUCACCCAGGACGCCUACGACAUGUUGAAGACCAUCUACAACGUGCCUAUUUGUGGCUGUUUAGGUGACCAGUCGGCCUCCUUGGUAGGUCAAAUGGCCGUGAAGCCAGGCUCGGCCAAAUGUACUUACGGUACUGGCUGUUUCCUUCUUUACAAUACAGGCACGAGAAAAUUGGUGUCAGAUCACGGUGCCUUGACCACUUUUGGGUUUUGGUUCCCCCAUUUGGAUGGCGACGACGGUGAGCCUCAUUUUGCUCUAGAGGGGUCCGUUGCCGUUGCUGGCUCCAUCAUCCAGUGGUUGAGAGACAACUUGAAGCUCAUAGAUAAUGCCAAAGACAUUGGGCCCUUGGCGUCACAGGUGGACAAUUCCGGAGGAGUGGUGUUCAUUCCUGCCUUUUCUGGUCUUUACGCUCCAUACUGGGAUAGAGGCGCCAGAGGUACCAUUUUCGGGAUGACCCAGUACACUUCGUCCUCGCACAUUGCUCGUGCUGCGUUGGAAGGUGUGUGUUUCCAGGUGAGAGCCAUUUUGAGAGCCAUGUCAGAGGAUGCUGGUGGAUCAAAGGACUUUUUGGAAGAGGCAAUGACCACACAGUCUGAAAAAUCUCCAUUGUCCACUUUGGCAGUCGAUGGCGGUAUGUCCAAGGCCGAUGAGGUGCUUCAAAUCCAGGCUGACAUUCUUGGGCCCUGUGUUUCUGUGAAGAGAGCAGAAAAUGCCGAGUGUACGGCGUUGGGCGCAGCCAUUGCCGCUGGUCUUGGACUCAAGGACCCCAACGAGCGCUUGUGGAAGAACUUUGAUGAUGUGAUUGAGUCUUUGAGCGGUAAAGAUGGCGAUGCCAAUGUUUUCAAGGCCAAACUCCCCGAUGCCGAUAGAAGAAAGAACUGGAAGCGCUGGGAAAAGGCCAUUGAGAGAGCCAGGGGCUGGCUCGAUGAGGAUAGAGACGACUAA